CAGUUUACAUAGCGUCUUCAGUGUACAUAAUAUAUUAAUGUGUACAAGUACUGAAGCGGAGUAUAGUGUUACGACAGUGCAGUUACAAAUCUGAAACUGUUAAGGUGAUUUUUAAGGUUCCUGUACAAAAAAAAUUACCUCGUUUUUAUAGAGACUACUACAUAACACUAUAAUUUUUAGAGGAAAUGUAUGACGUUUGAGGAAGAUGGAAAGUAAUUCCAACAUAAUAGGUGUUCGAGUAUAUACGUUCGUAGAUAAUAAAAACGAGGAUUCCAGUGACAGUUGGUGGGAGAAAUUAUGUUUACGAUGUCAUCAAGAAGACUCGUCACCGUCCUGGCAGCCGUCUUGGUGGUCGAAAGUGUUCCCUUUCCCCUUCUUUUCUACUUAUAGACAAACUGCACAACAACUCUGCAUUAUUAUGUUUUUUCUGCUAAGUUGGGGUAUCUUAUAUGCAGAGUUGGGAGAGUCGGUGGGCUUGAAUGGCGAACUACUCGGCAUGACGAUUUUAGUCAUAUCGGCAUACUUAGUUGGAUGGCUGUGGUUAAAAAUCACUACAUUACCGGCUCUUAUAGGCAUGCUAGUAACAGGGAUUUUGUUCCAAAACCUAAAUAUAAUACACAUGACCGACACUUAUAGGAAGCUAAACCAAGAUUUAAGGAAAGUAGCAUUAGUAAUAAUUUUGACUAGAGCAGGUCUGGGUCUGGACGCUGCAAUUUUAAGAAAGCACUAUGUUGCUGUUCUACAACUAGGUUUACUGCCGUGGCUAGUCGAAUGCAUAGCUAUUAGCGUUACUUCACAUUUCCUAUUAGGACUGCCUUGGAUUUGGGGUUUCCUCUUAGGGUCGAUGAUAGCUUCAGUAUCUCCAGCUGUGGUCGUCCCUUGUCUCUUCAGGCUAAGAGACGUGGGUUAUGGAGUCUCUAAAGGAAUUCCGACUUUGCUUCUGGCUGCUGCAGCCAUAGAUGACUCCAUCAGUGUUGCCAUUUUUGCUAUAAUUUUGAACGCUAUGUUCGCCCCGGGAUCUGUCACCUUCAAUAUUAUAAAGGGGCCUCUGUCAAUUAUCGUUGGCGUUGUAUGUGGAGGGUUAUGGGGGGCAAUACUUGCAAUUAUACCAGAGAAAGGCGAUGUAUACAUGGUGCCUUUGAGAUUUUUAGCUUUAUUUUUGGGAGGAUUAUUCUCUUUAUUUAUAUCAAGCCUUGUCGGUUGGAGCGGAGCUGGACCCCUUGCCAUAGUUUCAUCAGGAUUUGUUGCAGCCUUGUACUGGGAAAAACAAGGAUGGCCGGUCAAUAAGAAUCCAGUUAGCAAUAUAUUCAGAAUUUUAUGGAUAUUCUUUGAACCUAUACUUUUUGCUUUCACUGGAGCACAAAUUACCAUUAGUGCCUUGGAUCCUGAAGUGAUAAAAAUGGGUGCAAUAUGUCUCAUCUCCUGCUUAGUAUUACGUGUUAUAGCAACCUUCUUGGUCAGCUUCGGCUGCGGACUUAACAAAAAAGAAAAGCUAUUUAUCGGCGUAACUUGGCUCGCUAAAGCUACUGUACAGGCAGCGUUAGGUCCCGCUGCAUUGGACCUUGUGAACAGCGGUCAGACAUCAGGUAUUCUUCCAUCAGAUGAAGAAAAACAUUCCAAGGCGCUUUUGGCUGUAAGCGUACUCAGUGUGAUAAUAUCGGCUCCACUGGGGGCAAUCCUAAUUGCUAUAACUGGCCCACGGCUACUGACGAAAGGUGAUGGUAAUGAUUCUAAAAAUCUGGAAGAUGGCGACAUUGGACAAAGGAUCGAUACUCAAUUAUAAAACCUUGUCUUGUAGCUCAUAAAAAGAUCUAUAUUAGAAUUUCCAAACUUUAUAGUCAAAAUAUGCAGAAUGUUAUAAUAGUGCCUACCUUUUAUCUCCACAUUUACUUUGCUACUAGUCACAAAAACCUAAACCUAUCUAACUUCACCAUUAUAUAAUUGUUAAACCCAUGUAAUUUAUUGUAAUUUAAUAAUAACGGUUGUCGUUAAUUUAACGAAUUUAAUAUAUUGUAUUCUUUGUAUAAAUUUUAAAAGUAAAAAAUCUUUUAUUAAAAUAAUUAUCUUUAUAAAAUAUAGCGCGUUGGAUUGAAGGUGCCUGUAUUAAUCCACGUAUUACUUUUUUUUACUGUGGGGGCCCUUAUUUACUCGUUCAUAUAAUUAAAUUAUAUUAAAAUUGUAGCUAAUGUACUUAAAUAUAUCUAAUACUUAUAUUUUAAAUAAAAUCUCAAACACGAAAUGGCAAUGAUAGAAAUACCUAAAAUAUUGUUAGAUUUAUGUGGAGUGGUAACACAUACGAGUAUAACGACUUAUCUAUUUUUUAUACUAAUUAUAAAAUUAGAUUUACACAUAGAUACUUAAGAAUUUUAAGUAAAUAUUUCAAUGAUCUGUUUUAUUUGCUUUAUUAAAUCGUUACUUAAUUUAUAAACUGUCGUAGAUAUUAAGUACUUAUUUGUGACGAAAAUAUGAAAUCCCGGUACUUACUACUAAAAAUAAGUGAAUGAUACUAUUUAACUAUGUAUUCCGUGUGGAAACAGAGUACUAUGUAUUAUAAUCAUCAUACUCCUAUUUAUAUCUAAUAAAAUAUAGCGAACAUCAAUUUUUAUUAUUAUAUUUUAAAUAAAUAAAUCUUUGUAUAUAAUAAACAUUACGUAUGUUGUAUUUGUGUGUUUUUGUGAAUGUACUUAUAUAUUAAAUAAUACUUACCUACUUAAUUUAUUAAACA
Molecule: messenger RNA, 2725 nt
Organism: Galleria mellonella (greater wax moth)
Lineage: Eukaryota; Metazoa; Arthropoda; Insecta; Lepidoptera; Pyralidae
Product: sodium/hydrogen exchanger 9B2-like
Exons: 13
Coding region: 206-1783 (525 amino acids)
Biological process (GO): proton transmembrane transport
Cellular component (GO): membrane
Molecular function (GO): antiporter activity
Source: RefSeq, a predicted model, not a curated record